This is a messenger RNA of Caenorhabditis angaria, 653 nucleotides long. NCBI's taxonomy places the organism in Eukaryota, Metazoa, Nematoda, Chromadorea, Rhabditida, Rhabditidae. The record is from the annotation of a GenBank genome assembly.
AUGCAUCAUUUAGAACUUGGCGGAACAUGUGAAGAGGUAUUUUUUUUCGAGAAAAAUAAUAUAAAAUGUAAUUGAGAUUCUCUUGUAGCUUCGAAAGGAACUUGAGUCCAGCGAUAAUUCUACUGUAAAACUAGCAGCUUGGAAUAAUUUCCUCGAUUCUUUGGGAUCUACAACUAAACAAGAUUUUUGGGAUCUGAUUGAUGAGGCAAAAGCAGAUGCUGCUAAAAAUAUGCCGUCUGAUGAAGCUAAAGAAUUAGCAGUUAAAAUAAUUACCGAAUUCUCAAAUGGUCAAUUAUUCCUUCCACAUGAUCAAGUUUCAACUUCGAUCAGAUCACAAUUCAAAGAACUCAGCGAGUCAGAUCAAACAUAUGUUAAAACCUUCGCUAAAAAUUAUGGAAAAGAAAUCAAGGCAUUGAUUUUCCCGUUGCUCCCAACUGAUUGUAAAGUUAAUUCACCAAUUGCGCAAGCAGCCGCCGCAGAAUCUUCACAAAAAGGUUUUGAUGAUGUAAGCUUGACAAAUUUUGAAAAAAAUGUACUUCAAAAUAAAUUUCCAGCCGGAUACCGACACAAUUUCUCGCCGCAAAAGACAUAUCGCAUUCUUCGAAAAUAUCGCGGCUGCUUAUCGUCAAAUGAAUAGAAACAAGUUUCAAUAA